Molecule: messenger RNA, 4218 nt
Organism: Dioszegia hungarica
Lineage: Eukaryota; Fungi; Basidiomycota; Tremellomycetes; Tremellales; Bulleribasidiaceae
Product: putative nucleoporin nsp1
Exons: 6
Coding region: 1-4218 (1405 amino acids)
Source: RefSeq, a predicted model, not a curated record
AUGAACGACCACGACCAGGACUACGACCUCCCUUCCCCUCGUACCAACCUCUUUGGCGCGCACAGGGCAUCCACAAAUCCCCGGCUCCACGCUUUGGCCAAGCCGUACUCCCGCCCCGCUUCUUUCCACGAUGCCCUCACGGUGGCCGGUCCCUCCUCCCAUGGCCAAAACGGCAACACCUCUCCCAACAAAUCACCUACCAAGCAGCUCCCAUCAAUCCGACCGUCGAUACCCAAGUCCUACUCCUCAUCCAAUCUCGGCAUGACUCGCUCGGGGUCGGAGCCGAGCUUGCUCUCUGGCCUGAAGAGCAUGCUGUCCCGCCCCCUCGCGUGGCUGGCCAGUCCAUCGCGGAAUCAGCAGGCGCAGCAGGACAGAUCACAAGGGAAGAAGCGGGACAGUGGUUGGGAUGAGGAGGAGCCAGGAACUCCCACGGAGGAUGACCGGGACAUGAAGAGGUUGCGGAGGAGAUCGCCAUCGCCUACGAUGGGCGAGUACGCUCCAAAGCCGCUCCAGGUCACGGGACGGGCGGUGACCGGGUUCAUGCUCCCACCACUACCUCCCGACGUCUCGCUCAGGCCCAAAAGCAAGCAAGGCUCGGGCUCCGCUAUUCCCCCCAACUUUUCCAGACCCCUCAAAUCCUCUCAGUCCAUGCCGUAUCUCGACCCUCCUACCAGCUUGCUCUCGCCUGCGAAGAAGCGCUCAGCUUUGACUCGAUCGAGACGGGUGGACAUGACGGGUACGGCAGACGAAGAAAUGCUGCAGGAGGGGGAGAAGAAGGAGCAGUGGAGCCCAUGGAAGGAGAGCCAUUCAGGGCGGACGAGGGCGUCGUUGACUCCGGCGAGGUAUACACCUGCGAGGAAUGGCGAGAGCACAGAUUUUGGCCUGCAAUCUGGAUCCCCCUUCCGAGCACCACCAUCGCCUUUGGCUCCAAGGCAGACCUCUGGCAUGUCGCGUUCCGCCACUACCUCGCGUCUUCGCCGAGAGUCGACAGCCGGCAGUGACGUCAAUAUGGACCGGGAAUCGCGUGGAGGAAGCAGGGCGAUGAUCAUGAACGGGGAGGAGGAUGACCGAAUGAAUGCCAGUGGAAGUAAGCGGGAGAGCAGCGUUUUGGAUUGGUAUAUGAAGGACCGAUGGCAGGGUGGUGGAUCGCCUUCCGCUCGUGCUGCUUCAAGUCGACUCGGAUCGGUCGGUCCGGCCGGAUCCUCAAGUGGGAUGCCGCCAAUCCGGAAAGGCCAAUUCGUGUGGGACUCGGAGAAGGGAUUCGUUCGCGAGAACGAGCUUAAAGCCGAAACGCCUCAAAAUGUACACCAGAACGACGCCGAGCGGAUCCUCUUCGCCCUCGAGUCCAUGCGGAAAACACCACUAGCCGAAGCUCGAACAUCUACCUCGUCCUUUUCGUCAAUGCCGCCAGAUCUCGUCGGCUCAUCCUCCCGCUCCAUCCGGAAAGCGAUUAGCGUACCGCUUGCGACUUCCCAGGCGGGUGAUAGUGCUCGCUCGAAGCGGGAGAAGGAGAGAUUAGGGGAGGAUUACAACGUGAUGAUCAGUCCGUAUGGACGGCGGAAGGCUGUUGAGAGGGACCAGAGGGAGCAGCGGGCAGAGCGCUCUCGGAGUGGGAUGGACGAGGAAUAUCGUCCUAGCCAUAGCCCAAGUCGCUCUGUGGGGUCGCGCAGCGAAGCCUCUUCUAGGGGAACCUCGGACAUGCGAUCUGAACGGAGCGAGGCGAGCGUCACACCUUCGCCAGCACAGACUCCACGUCGAUCCGCUCGGAAUAAGCGGAAAGACGAUGCUGCCGAGGAACCGACUCCCAAGCCUCAAAAAGGGCGGAGCAAGAAAGCUGCCCCGGAACCUUCAGGCGAGACGCCGAGGAGACGGACCACACGUCGCGGGACGGCUGAGAAAGGGACCUCGCCUCCACCUCAGCCUGCCAACGAGCCAGCGCCACCCGUACCAACCAUCAUGGAGACGGCUCCUUCGCCCAAACAGUCUACCUCGUCUUCGACAUACCAAGUCCGAGAAGACUCAGGACCACGGGAAAAGUCGAGCUUGCGCGCCAAGUCGGACAUCACCAAGCGGAAGCACGAGUCUGCGGCCAAUUCGCGGGCGGUCAGUCCAAAUGGCGGACGUUAUUCGGCGAGGGAGGAGGACCUUCCACCUAUGGAGGAGCUGGAGACAAGCAAGAUUCAGCUCCCCAGCUUCUCGGGAAUCAGCUUUGCUGGUCUUACGCCCAAUCCUGCUCCUGCGGCGUCGACUUCUGCUGCUCCUGCGCAGUCGUCAAGCUCUGGUGCGCAGCCCGCUGCGUCCAGCCUGACGGUCCCAUCCGGGCGACCCGGCCCGCUUUCUCGGUUCAACUCGAGCCGGCCGAGAGCCUCAUCCCCACUUGCGGGCGGCUCGAUCGUGGCGGAACCGGAAUCACCACCCGAGACAGGCGCUCCUGCUCCUCCUGUCGCGAAGCCAGACGCAUCUGGAUUCUUUGCCCUCGGCUCUUCGUCCUCCACACCCACCAACCCUCCUCCACUUUUCACCAAUAUUGCCAACGACAUGCGCACAGAUGCCGCAAAGAAGACUGGGUCGCUCGGUAUCGGCAAGCCGUCCGCGCCUCCUGCGGCAAACGGCGUACCCAACUUCUUUGGCAAAGCUGCUCCACCUGCCGCGGCACCACCACCCGCGCCUGCGUCUACUCCCUUCAGCUUCGGCCUGCCCAAAGCAGAUGACGCAGCCAAGCCUGCAGCGCCGGCAUUCGGCUUCGCAAAGCCCGCUGAGAGCGGAGCUGGCAUAGGAGCAAGUGUGUUUGGUGGCACUCCUGUGGUGAUUCCCGCAGCCAAGAAAUCGGUCACAGAAGUACCGCCUAUCUUGAAUGGCACCGGAUCGUUCUUUGGUGAACCAGCCAAGAAGCCGGCCGCGGAAGCAGUAGCGCCAAAGGCGCCGGACUUCUCGUUCGCGACCAAAUCUGCUGAGCCGGCCAAGUCGACAUUCAACUUCACGCCCGCUGCCACGCCUGCUCUCGACACCGCUGGCGCUAGCAAGUCGCCCUUUACCUUCGGCCAGCCCGCAGCUGCGGACAAGCCAGCGGCUGCUCCCGCGCCAACGAGCUCGUUCAACUUCAACACUGUCCCUGCCGCGACGCCUUCGCUCAACUCUGGGUCAGGCGGAUUCAGCUUUGGUCAGCCCGCUGCCAAGGCGGCCGAACCUGCUGCAAAGCCUGCUGCUGGCAUGUUUGGCGGUCAACCCCCAGCCGCAGACGCAAGCAAGUCGCCCCCUCCCCCCUCUUCGGCAAACCCAUUUGGUGGCUUCUUCGGAAAGCCCGCCGAGCCCGCUUCUUCCGCGCCAGCGACCCCUGCAGCGGCCCCUGCGGCGAAUCCGUUCGCUUUCGGUGCUCCACAGCCCUCGACGAGCUUUGCAUUCGGAUCGGAUGCAAGCAAGCCAAGUGGCGCUCCAGCCGGUAAUGGCUUCGGGUCAGCCCCGCCGUCACCCGCCGCCCAGCCUGCGUUCACGUUCGGGUCGUCCACACCCACCGCUGCCCCAGCCGCAGCUGCACCGGCUCCCGCUUCGCCAUUCAACUUUGGGGCUCCAGCUGCUGCACCUGCCAACGGAUUUGGCGCCGCUGCUCCCGCUACCGCCCCCGCUUCUACUGGAUUCGGUGGCGGCUUCGGCAGCGGCUUCGGUAGCGGAUCCAACGCAGCACCUGCCCGAUCCGCCCAGGCGCCAGCAUCCACUGGGUUCGGGUUCGGAUCAAGCACACCAACCCAGUCCGGCUUCGGUAGCGGCUUUGGCACGCCCGCAGCCGCUCCCCCUACUACCCCUGGCGGAUCCAGCAGCUUCGGUACCGGCUUCGGGUUCAAUCAGCCAUCGACUACUCCCGCCGGCACUCCGUCCACCUUCAACUUUAGCGCCAAUACCUCCACUCCAGCUACACCAGCCACUGCCCCCGCUGGCUCCAGCUUUUCUUUUGGCUCUGCGGCCGCCCCAUCUCCUGCACAGCCUUUCCAGUCCAACGGAACUCCAGGCGGAGCUCAGACAGCACCCAACACACCCGGCGGAGCACCAGCAGGAGGCUUCGGGUUCGGCGCGGGCGCGCCAGCCAACGGUGUACCGCGCUUCGGGAGCCCGCAGCCUGGGGCGCCGGCAGAUGGGGGAUUCAGCUUGGGAAUGGCGGGAGAUGCGAACGCGCCUGGAAGUCCGGGACGGAGGCAGAUCAAGCCAUUGCGGAGGAAGAAGUAG